Linum trigynum is the source of this 1683-nucleotide messenger RNA. The record is from the annotation of a GenBank genome assembly. Lineage: Eukaryota; Viridiplantae; Streptophyta; Magnoliopsida; Malpighiales; Linaceae.
CGAUUACACUUGGUCGCAGAUUGGUGUUGUGUUUUGGCGUGUCAAUCGUGCACUCACCACGGGUUUGAAGAACAGUUUCAGAUUGAAACCUUCUACGGAGGCCUAAUGCAAGAAGAUAAGAUCCUCAUUGACUCCUUGGUGUCAGGGGAUGUUGAUGAAUAUGGCUCCGCCCCAAAUAACCGAGAUCCUAGAAGAUAUGGUCCUUAGGGGGUAUGAUUGGGGGUUGACUAGAAGUGGAAGAAGAAGCAAUGAUAGGGGAGUGAGAAGCGUGGGAGCGAGUGCUCCGCUUUAGGCAAAGUUGGAUAAGUUGCUUGCGGUUAUGCUUGAAGAUAAAAGGCAAGGAAAACGGGCAGUAAUGUCAUGCGAUUGGUGCUCGAGUACUAGCCACGAGAUGGCGGAGUGCCAAGCAAUGUAGGAGGCAACCACUCCGGAGGAGCAAGUCAACUUCGUGGCAAAUGCUAGGGUCAACAACCCGUAUAGCAAUGCUAGUGCCAAGCAAUGAAAGAGGGGGACAGCAAUUGAGUUCCGGUGUUAGUGGAGGAGGAGUUGAAGAAGUCAAAGUUGAACCCGUCGUUGAAGAGGAAAUGGCGGGGAACCAAAGACAAGAAGGAGGCGCUCAAGCCCGCCAUAUGAAUGUUGCGGCGGGAGAAGAAGGAGCCCCAAGGACAAUGGGGUACUAUAUGGCCCCAAGGCCGGCGGACAUUCAAUCGCCGAUCCUACAUCCUACGGUGGCGGCAAACAAUUUCGAGAUCAAGCUGGCUCUAGUGACUAUGAUACAAAGUAACACUCUAUUCCACGGAAAUGAAAGCGAGUCACCAAGAGAGCACGUGCAGAGAUUAUUGGAGCUCGCGGGGAUCUUGAAAAUUAAUGGUGUGCCGGUCGAAGCUUUGCAACUGAUUUUCCCAUACUCACUCUUGGGGAAGGCACUUAGGUGGCUAAACAACCGCCCACCACGGUCUAUCACCUCAUGGGAUGACCUCCUCAACAAGUUUAUGGCUCGUUAUUGCCCGCCUUCGAAGAUGGUGGAGUGGAGAAAGAAGAUUAAUGUUGAACGGCACUUCUCCAAGCUCAAACUGGCCUCCAAUGGUGUUGAAGAUCAAUCUAGGGCACUUGGAGACUCUUGUUUGUCGCUUUCUCUCUCUAGGAAUUGUUCUCUCUCUCAAAAACUCGAAUCCCCUUCUGUUUGGCUGAAAAUCUGCUUAAAAAGGCAUCAGUGGCCAAAGCACGGUCGAGGGCACGGCCGUGAUUUGCCUGAGCCUGCCCGUGUCUCGGCCAGUGUUAAUUACACGGCCAGCAGUUGGGGAGAAACACGGCCGUGCUUCGCAGAGGACACGGCCGUGCUUUGGUGGAACAGGGCCGUGCUUUGGUGCCCGUGUUUGCAGCUGAAUUUGCCAAAUCGAAUUUGCUCUCGGCAUAAAAAGCACGGCCACAGGAACACGGCCGUGUAAUGCCUUAGGUGUGCCCGUGUUUUGGCUCCAGCUUGACGAAAUGACCUCCGAAUGCCCCGAAACUCACGCUUAGCCUUCCCUUUGACACCUGGGACCUGAAACAUGACAAAAUAGCACAACCCGGCGUAAAAUAGGCCAAAACACACGACUAUGCCCCUCAAACGGAUAAAAACUAGGGGCGCAAACAUGUGCAAUUACAUCGUUAUCAACCAUCAAACAAACUAUAACUGAUUUA